Messenger RNA from Mus musculus (house mouse), 1933 nucleotides. Its product is annotated as RIKEN cDNA 1700102P08 gene. The coding region runs from base 398 to 1174 and encodes 258 amino acids. The transcript is spliced from 3 exons. Lineage: Eukaryota; Metazoa; Chordata; Mammalia; Rodentia; Muridae. The record is from RefSeq and is a predicted model, not a curated record.
AGUGACCGUUGGGCACUCUUGUGCGGCAACGGCUGGGUGAGGACUCAACGGGGCCCCGUCCUGUCUAGGCUGGCCAUAGUUUGGGGGCCCAGACAGCAACUGGGCGCAGUAGUGGGUGGAGGGAAAAGGCUUAGCGGCCUACAGGCUAAGGAAGCUCUGGGCGGUGAGGCGGGGCGUCUCGGGCCCUCCCCCGUGACCCUGGGUCCUCUGAGAAUCCCGUGACCCUGGGUCCUCUGAGAAUGGCGGGUGAUCCGCCCCUCCGAGGAAAAGAACGAAGGAUGAUGUUGUAUAACCGUAGGUCAUACUCGAAAUCGAGGUUGAAUCCCAGCCUCCUGUAUAGAAGCAUCAUUUUCCCGUUGCUCCGUGCAUUUACAAUUAUCACUUAAUAAAAGAAAGCAUGGUCGCUUUUAGGGAAAUGUCUGAAAAACUACGAAGAUGCAGAAAGGAGCUGACUGCUGCUAUAGACCGAGCCUUUGAAGGAGUCAGGCAUUCUCAGGAGUGCACAGCCCAGCAGAGGCUGGACGCCCCGUCGCUCACCUCCCAGCCGGUACACAGGCUCCUCUGCAGAAACCCACUGGCUGCCUGCCCCUCUGCUGCCCCAUACUCUGGUGCCUCGUGUGCUCCUGAGAGUGAGAACCCGGCCUUCGGGACACACCAUAUUCCGGUUAAUUCAAAACUUCAGCAGCCUCUAUACCCCAAAAGGAAACCUCUGACCAGCAAGGAAAAUGUCUUGAUGCAGUCUUCCAUUUUGGCACGUGACAGACAGUUUUGGAGAGCUGCAGGUGAUGGGGAAGACUGGAGAAAAGAUAGUUUAAGGAAGGAUAUGGAGAGAGAUUUAAAAGCUGACCCAAAUGUACUGCUCAGCAGUUCUAGCCAAGAGGUCACAAAGGAUCUGCUAGACAUGAUUGACCAUACAAGUAUCCGAACUAUUGAAGAAUUGGCUGGAAAACUAGAAUUUGAAAAUGAAUUGAACCGUGUGUGUGGACACUGCCAAGAUUCACCCUUCAAGGAGGAAGCCUGGGCCCUGCUUGUGGAUGAGAGUCCUCAGAAGGCUCUGGAUGCUGACCCUGGUAGCCUCAAGCAGGCUUUGGAUGAUCAGAAUAUAGUUGAGACUGUUCUGGACUUGGAAGAAGACUACAACUUGAUGACUUCUUUUAAAUACCAAAUAGAGUGAGGAGAGUGGAUGUCAGCAGCCACAGUGGUUACCAGAACAAGUCUUCACGAGGGGUUGGCAGAGCCCAAAUUGCCACACCUUGUUUAAUUUCUGCUGAAUCCCAUUUUGAGCUGAGAGCCCAGGUUUUAGUUCUGUUAUUUUGAAAUGUUUGAAAAGUUUUUUUUGGACUUGACAUUUUUUUUAAAGUGUAUUCUUGGUUAGUGUUGAAUAUAUACAGUCCCCAGGAUAGGUUAUAGGUUGUGCCUCUGCUCUUUGUCCUUGUAUUCUUUUAUAUGAAUCCCUGGAAAAAUAAAAAUCCAGGAACCAUAAAAAGGGUGGGUUUAUUACCUGGGGCUAGCCCAUCACAGGUAAGCUCCUCUCAGAAGAGCCAGGCUCAGGCAGAAGUUUGACUUGGGCCCUCUCCUGCCUGUGUACUCUAUUCUCCUCACACAGUGCACACACUGCACACAGGGACCCAGUCCCAUGUUUUCCUCAAGUCCCUAGCCCUACCCUACACAGAGCAAUGCCUCUGUCCAGGUCUGCUGCAAUCAGUUUCUGGUAGGAUCCCAGGCUGCCUUCUUUAGGAUAUCCCAUGAGGCCCCUUACCUAAUCAAUCCUCCACAGCUAUGUGGACCCUGCUGAGGGCAGGCAGGGGAAGGUAAGCAAAGGUUUACCUGUCCACCUUCACACCUGACCACUUCAGCCCACCAUGAGUAGUUUUAUAGCACUUAGCUGAGCCAAGACGGUGUGGAGAACCAGGCCAUUGCCCCAAGGUUAGCA